GGCUGCACGCAUCCCAGUGUAGUUUGGUACAGCAUCAGCUAGUACUGUCAACUAGAAGAGUCACCAUGAAGGCUUUACACGGUGUGUUGGCAUGCACUAUUUUCCUGACAGCCCAUGCCCUCUAUUCGUCCAGUGACGACGUGGUGGAGUUAACACCGUCCAACUUCAAUAAAGUUCUGCAGAGUGACAGCCUGUGGCUUAUUGAGUUCUAUGCCCCCUGGUGUGGUCACUGCCAGAGCCUCACCCCUGAGUGGAAGAAGGCUGCUACUGCCCUCAAGGGCGUUGUGAAGGUGGCGGCAGUUGAUUGUGAUCAGCAUCAGUCGUUGGCAGGCCAAUAUGGCAUCCAGGGCUUUCCCACCAUCAAGAUCUUUGGAGCCAACAAGAACAAGCCAGAGGACUAUCAAGGUGGUCGCACUGGCCAGGCCAUAACGGAGGCAGCCCUCUCAGCCCUGCGCUCCCUGGUCAAGGACCGCCUCAGUGGACGAUCAGGAAGCUCGGGUCAAGGCAAGCAGAGUGGAGGAGGAGGCGGUGGUUCUGGGGGUAAGAAGGACGUGGUGGAGCUGACGGAGGACAACUUUGACCGGCUGGUGCUGAAGGGAGAGGAGGCCUGGCUGGUGGAGUUCUUCGCCCCAUGGUGCGGCCACUGCAAAAGGCUUGAGCCAGAAUGGGCCGCAGCUGCGUCAGACGUGAAAGACCAGACCAAGGGCCAAGUGAAACUGGGAGCCGUAGAUGCCACCGUGCACCCAGGCCUGGCCAGUCGCUAUGGGGUUCGUGGAUACCCGACCAUAAAGGUGUUUGUGAAGGGCGAGGAGCCUACUGAUUACAGUGGAGGCCGUACCCGCUCGGACAUCGUGGCCCAAGCCCUGGAGCUGUACUCGGCCAACGCACCCCCUCCUGAGCUGCUGGAGAUUGUCAGCGGUGACGUCCUGAAGAAGACCUGCGAGGACAACCAGCUGUGCAUUAUCGCUGUGCUUCCCCACAUCCUGGACACAGGCGCGUCAGGGAGAAAUGGCUAUCUGGAGGUGAUGCUGAAGAUGGCUGAUAAGUACAAGCAGAAGUCCUGGGGGUGGCUGUGGACAGAGGCGGGUGCCCAGAUGGAUCUGGAGUCCGCUCUUGGCAUCGGUGGCUUUGGCUACCCGGCCAUGGCGGCCAUCAACGCCCGCAAGAUGAAGUUUGCCCUCCUCAAGGGCUCCUUCAGCGAGACUGGCAUCCACGAGUUUCUCAGGGAUCUGUCCAUGGGAAGGGGCUCCACGGCAACCGUGGGCGGAGCAGCUCUACCAAAGAUCCACACUGUGGAACCCUGGGAUGGCAAAGAUGGAGUGCUUCCUGAGGAGGACGACAUUGACCUGAGUGACGUGGAUCUAGAUGACCUUGGCAGGGAUGAGCUUUAAAAGUUCCAGACACUGGUAGCCCACAUCAUCAGAGUCAUGCUACAAGUACAAACGUAUGUGUCUGUGGUCCAACCUUCCUUCAGCCCAUGUCCUUCUCCUAUGGAAGAGGGACACUUAAGACAUUCCACACACUGCUCAUAAGUUACAAGUCAUACAGUAUAUCAUUAAGUUGAGAGGUCAUGGAAGAGAAUGUAUACGUGCAUACAGUACAUUUUUUUUAUAAUGUAUAUUGUAUAACAAGUCUAUACAUUUUUUGUAGGCUUUUUGAAUCAGAGGCUUUUGGGACCAGAGUUUGGUUAUGGGUUCCAAUGAUGACAGAUGCCUUAAUUCCGUAAUAAGACUUAGUUUAUUAUGGCCCCAUAUUUAUUGGAAGUCUACUGUAUGUCUAGCAGACCAAUCAAAUGUGUUUGAUACUGAAUAAAAUGUCCGGCUGCAUCUCAUUGUGCAAAUUUAUGAUGUGGCCAAAAGUUUGUUUCAUGCCUUUUUAAAAAUGUUUAUUUUUGUCAUGAUGUCUGUGUAAUGUGAAAUGUUUCAUCUCUUGUGAGGAAGUGAAUAAAUUUUGCCAGUGAGGUCGUUGGGA
Messenger RNA from Engraulis encrasicolus (European anchovy), 1971 nucleotides. Its product is annotated as protein disulfide-isomerase A6-like. Gene Ontology annotation, molecular function: protein-disulfide reductase activity; protein disulfide isomerase activity. The record is from RefSeq and is a predicted model, not a curated record. Gene Ontology annotation, cellular component: endoplasmic reticulum lumen. The transcript is spliced from 13 exons. NCBI's taxonomy places the organism in Eukaryota, Metazoa, Chordata, Actinopteri, Clupeiformes, Engraulidae. Gene Ontology annotation, biological process: response to endoplasmic reticulum stress. Bases 66 to 1391 code for a protein of 441 amino acids.